Messenger RNA from Cooperia oncophora, 333 nucleotides. NCBI's taxonomy places the organism in Eukaryota, Metazoa, Nematoda, Chromadorea, Rhabditida, Trichostrongylidae. The record is from the annotation of a GenBank genome assembly.
CUGCAAAUUAACAGGCUUUACCAGUUUCGACUUCUUUUCCCUAGAGACCAUCAGCAACAUUUCAGGGAAGUAAUUGAAUUCGCCGACGGAGGUGCUCUGGGAAUUGAUUGGCUCUACGCCGAUGACUGCAAGGACGAUGCCCCAAUAGUUCUUUUCUUACCAGGAAUAACAGGAUCAACCCGAGAUUGUGCGUACAUAUUGUAUCCAGCUAUUGUAUCCAGCUCGAGAAAUGUAUACAGCGGUAAGGUGGAGGGUACGUUGAUAAUCCACGUGGGCUUGGAGGAGUUUCAACUACGGAAUAAAAUAUUGAAAAAUUUAUCGGAUUUCGCCUAA